AUAAACCAAUUGAACUUAGUAACCAAUGAUGUGUCUGCGUACAUAAUCUAAAACACAAAGUUUGCUUUGGGAGAUUUUUAUAUCAAUAUUAUAAAUACAAACUUUUUUAAUUGUGUGAAUGCGAUACAACUGGAAGGGAGCUUGAAAACAAUUCAGGGGGUAGAUCAUACUAGCUUAACUGGUUUAAGCAGGAAAAAGUGGUCAUAAUCAUGGAGGACGUCAGUAAUUCUGACUUUUCUGUCUCAAUGUGUGAAAGAAUGGAGUGUACAAAAUGUGGUGAAACUGUUGGGGAGACUGUCAACUUUUGCGGGAAGUGUGGUACAUCUGUCAUUCGAGAAAGUAUCAAGACUUCCCAUGAGGAGGCCCUAACUGCCCUGGAAAACCCCCCUGUGGAACCCCUUCCUGCCCCCAAGCCAGGGCAGACAACUCAGAUCCAGAUGCCACCUGACCAGCACACAGAGAUUGUCUCCCCUGCCCAGGCAGUGAUAUUGUUUGAAAAGAGAGUGGGUAUCAAGACUUCCCUUAAGGAGGACCCAACAGCCCUGGCAAACCCCCCUGUGGAACAACUUCCUGCGCCCAAGCCACGGCAGACAACGCAGAUUCAGAGGGCACCUGAUCAGCAGGCUGAGAUUGUCUCCCCUGCCCAGGCAGUGAACUUGUUUGAAAAGAAAGCGGAUAUAAGAAUACUUCUUGUUGGACAUACUGGCCAUGGCAAAAGUGCAACUGGAAACACGCUUCUUGGAAUCAAAAGGGAGGAAGGAUUUCAUGAUGAAUUGAGUCAAGUUUCUGUUACACAGGAGUAUAAGAGGCUGGUACAAGAAAGGUUUGGAAGAAAAUUAGAAGUUGUGGACACUCCUGGAAUUUUUGAUACAUCCUUUGAGCAACAAUUUGUUUAUGAACAAAUAUACCAGUGUAUAGGGCUGACAUUGCCUGGUUUCAAUGCUAUCUGCUUAGUAUUGCGCCCAGAUCGCUUUACUAAAGAAUUGGUUCAAACGGUGGAAAUUUUCUUCAAAUUGUUUGGAAAAGGCGUUGAUGAAUAUGCAUUUGUCCUUUUUACCCACAUAGAAACAGAAGCAGAAAUGAAAAACUACAUAAGAGGAGGGGAGAAAAAGACUGAAGAUGAUGGACAAAAAGCAUUUCAAGUGCUAAGAAAACGAUGUCAAGACAAAAUGUUGUUCAUUGAUAACAAAGCUUCCAAAGAUCUUAAAGAAGAAAUGGUUUUGAAUAUCUUAACAGCAGUUGAUGAAGCUAAUGCCAAAGCACUGAGGCCGUACUUUGUGAACAAAAUAACCAGAAACUUGGCACAAAAGGCUACAGACUUUUAUAUGAUACAUGUCUGUGGAUUGGGAUCUGAGCGGUCAAAAGAAGACCUAAGAAUUCUUCUCAUUGGACUCCCUGGACAUGGAAAAAGUGCAACUGCGAACUCCCUUCUGGAAAAAAGAUUGUUUCAUGAAAAUGCUCCCGCAGUUCCAAAUGCAGGCCAAGAAACACAAAUUACGGCUAUACAACUUAACAAACCAAAUACAAAACCUAAAGACCUAAGUGGGGAAAUCAAUGGUCGUAAAAUAAAGAUUGUAGAGUUCCCAGUUAAAGAUCCCUCAAGCGAGAGUGACAGUGAUUUUAAGAAGGAACUGUUUCAAACAGAGAAAAUGUUGGAUCCAGGAAUUCAUGCAGUUUUUUUUGUAAUAGAUCCAAAUAAGUUCUCUGAUGUGAAAGACCAAUUCAAACGAUUCAUGGAAUACUUUGGAGAUGAUGCUAGUGAUUAUGCGUUUGUAAUCAUGACUUUUACUAAAAAUGAAAAUGAAUUUGAAGAUCAUUUUGGUUCCAAUAUAGACGCCAAACAUCCAGUUGCAUCUGUAUUGAGCUUUUGUAAAGAAAAGGAGUUAUACAUAGACAAUAAGGUCUCAUCAGCAGAAAAGGAAGAAAUGAUAAAAGAGAUGUUCACUUUGAUUGACAGUGCAAAUGCAAAAAAACUUACUCCUCACUUCAGUUCUCGGUUCAAACAACAAACUGAAGCUGCAGAGGCUGCUAAAACUGAAGAAGCUGCUAAAGCGGCUAAAGCAGCAAGAGCUGCUAUUAAAGCUGCUAAAGAAGCUGAAAUUAAGCACCAAAGGGAACUUCUAAGGGUUGAAGAGCAAGCUAUAGAAACAUAUAAAAGAGACUUUGAAGCGGAAAAAAGACGGCUUGAAGCAGAAAAAUGGCGGCUUGAACAGGAAGUUAGUACACAAAAUAGGAGAGCUGAGAAUAUGGAAGCACGUACAAGAGAACUUGAACAGAGAGUUUUUCAAGCAGAAUUUUUCAGGCAACGUGAAAAUUAUAAUCCACCAAAAAAAGAAGGUUAUACUUGUACAAUUCAGUAAAAAAAUUUAGACUAUACUUUCACAACUAUAUAAACAAUUUAUUUGGUUGCUAUGACUAUUAUCUUUUUUAUAUAAUGUCUCAUAAAAAGUAGAUGCCUUUGUUGUACAUGAUUGCUUUUCAAUUUUUACUGGAAACAAAAAAUAUGAUUAAGGUAAAAUUUCAAUCAUGAAUAAUGAUAUAAAAAGCUUUCAAUAUUUAAGUUAUAUAUUUUUUCAAUAUUAUUUAAUGGCUAUUGUUCGCAGAAUUAAAAUAAAACACAUAUCAUAUGUAAACAAAAGAUAGUCCUUUCCAUAUGUUUUCAUGUUGUUGUUUUUUCUUAUAAUCUAUUGCUUUAAUAAUAAUAUAUAUUUUUAUAUACCAUAUUUUACCAUGUAUUAUGCACAGUUUUAUACCCCCCUAUCAUGUUUUUUUAAAGUUGUUGCAUUUGUAAUACUUAAUAACACAUAAAGGUAAUUUAGCUGUUAAACAUUUUAACCAAAUCCACCAAUCACUUAAAGUAUACUAAGGAAGUGAGUACACAAACGUGUUGAGAUCCAUACAAUUUUAUAGUUAAAAGCUGAAAAAUGGCCUUUAUUCAUCCAAAACUGGUUGCAGCCAAAUUCCUUUCUAAACCAUCAUUUGCACAUUUGGAUAUCAUUUGUAUUAUUUUUUUAGCUGUGAAAAUUUAAGCAAAAUCAUGCAAAUCAGCGAAAACGAAGUUGAGUAGAACAUUUUUGGGCUUAUAUAUAUCAAUAUUGAAAAUCUGACAAAGGGCUCUUAAAACUUUUCACAGAACAGUUCCUUCUAAUACACUCGGAUAAUAUAUUAAGGUCAUUCAUAAUAAGGUAGGAUCCACCUGCCAUUAAAAAAGAGUUAUAUUGGAGAAAAAGCAUACAAAGGACCAUUAUUCUGCAAAAACUGGUUUCAUUUUUUUCAAUCUACACAUAAAGGUCCUUGAAAGUUUGAAAGUGUGAAAGUUUGAGUGAGAUCCACCCAACCAUUCAAGAGCAGUUGAAAACAUAAGUUUCCAUAUGUAUUUAUGGACAUACAGUCAUGGAGACAUAACUUACUGACAACUGCAAUUCUAAAUUCUUAAUACAAGCAUUCAACAAUUAAUUUUGAAUGUUUUAGAAAAUGGUUUUCAUGGUUUUGUACGGGCGAGUGCAGAUUUCUCAAUGGCAAGUGAGGAUUUGGAAUGGCUUGUCCUACAUGACGAGUAGCAUUAUUAUGUUUAUUCAAACCUAUGAAUACAUCAUUAAGUUACCUCUAAAGCUUUAAUUGUGAAGUGGUGUGAAUGUCAGCAUAUCAUUAUGAAUCAACUGAAUCUUGGGUGUAAUCAUUCAACUUAAGAAUGUUUUGCAUUUAUUAUUUCUAAACUGUAAAGUAUAUAAUAGUUUUUUUAAUCGUUUUUUCCAUGUUAUUUAUCUCACCCUAUGUGUCUUUGUAUAUAUUGAUGUGAUAAACUUUCCAAUAUGAAAGCAUUUUAAAGCUUUGUAUUUUUUAAUGAUAUUGGAAUGAAAAUACAUGUAUUAUAUUUUCAUGUUAUAGCUGACCCCAGCAUUAAAGCUUUGUAAUUGUGAUAUGGAUGAUGAAUAUAAUAAUGGUUUGUGUUUGUAUGAGACUGAAUUGAACAUCUAUUAUAUAUAUAUAUAUAUAUAUUAAUGUCGCAUUUUUUGUAUGACACUAUAUUUAGCUUUAAACAAACUUAUAAUAAUUGUAUUUCUUUGCAUUGCUUGCUUUUAGAUCAGUAAAACGUAUGUUUUGUGGUUGAAGAGGAUUAUGAAUAUAAUGAUGGUGUGUGUUUGUAUAAGACUGAAUUGAACAUUGAUUACCGGUAUAUAUAUAUAUAUAAAAAACAACUAAUGUUGCAUUUUUGUAUGAAACUAUAGCUUUAUUAUACCUCGACUGACUUUCCCAUGAACAAUUUCUACAUACAUAAAGUGUGAAAAUGUUAAAUGUCGCAUGGGACAAUAUAUAAUGUCACCCUCUCAUGUAGCCAAAUUAAAUAGCAAAGGAAAAUCAGAAUAGAGUGCAAGAUAAACUUACAAUUUACCAUAAGCCUCUAAAGAUGUUAAUAUAUAUCUUAUGUUUUAACAAAUUAUAUUCAAAAACAAAAACUUUUCAUUUUAUGUGAAUUGUGUUAACCAGAAAUAUGAAUUAUUUUAGAAAUCAUAAUUACAGGUCUGACCGUAUCUUUGAUUGUGUAUUUAUUAUUCAAACAUUUUCAAUAUUGCUUUCCACGACUAUAUAACUGCCCCUGAUAAAAAUGGUGUUGGAGAAACAAAAUAUAAAAGUUCUCAAGAGCUUCUUUUCUCCUACUAAGUCUCUUCCGACAUGUAUGUAGAAUGUUUAUACUAUACUUUUUUGAACUAUCGCUGUCAAUUUAUACAUGUAUCUAUCUUAAACAUUUCUUCUCAGUCUUUUCUUCUUUUCUCUAUUAACUACUAUA
This is a messenger RNA of Dreissena polymorpha, 4789 nucleotides long. RefSeq names its product GTPase IMAP family member 6-like. The transcript is spliced from 8 exons. The coding region runs from base 210 to 2360 and encodes 716 amino acids. Gene Ontology annotation, molecular function: GTP binding. Lineage: Eukaryota; Metazoa; Mollusca; Bivalvia; Myida; Dreissenidae. The record is from RefSeq and is a predicted model, not a curated record.